Molecule: messenger RNA, 1062 nt
Organism: Paramecium tetraurelia
Lineage: Eukaryota; Ciliophora; Oligohymenophorea; Peniculida; Parameciidae
Exons: 6
Cellular component (GO): cytosol
Molecular function (GO): protein binding
Source: RefSeq, a predicted model, not a curated record
AUGGGUCCAUGCAUUUCUCAACAUCCAGUCUCAACAGAAAUUGAUAAACGAGGAAGUAUGUGCUUUGAAGAAGGUUAACUUCAAGAAAAGGUUAAGCCUGAAGAGGUUUAAGCAGAAGCAAUGCCAUUAUCAUCAUAUGAUGAAUAAAAUGUGAUCAAAAUUUAAUCAGGUUUUAGAGGAAUGAAAGCAAGAAAGGAGGCUGAGCAAGAAAAAGAGUAAAUGGAAAAUACAAAACCAAAAAAUGAAAAAAUCAAGCCUUAUAAUGGAACUGUAGAAUCCUGCAACGAAUUAGUAAAAGAGAAGUUAUUUUUGUAUGGAGAAUACAAUUACAAUACGAGAUAUGAUGAAAAAUUCUAAAAAUCUAGGUCUUUAACACCAUAUCUAUUAGAAGAUGGUUCAAUUUAUGAAGGAUAAUGGAUGAAUGGUGUGAGGGAAGGCAGAGGAAAACUAAUUUAUUCUGAUGGUUCUAUUUAUGAAGGUUACUUUUUCUAAGACUAUUAACAUCUUCAUGGGAGAUUAAUUAUGGCAUCUGGGGAAUUUUAUUAAGGUGAUUUUUAGAAUGGCAAUAUAGAAGGCAAUGGAAUCUAUAAAUACGCUGAUGGCACAAAAUACGAAGGCGAGUUCAAAAAUAAUAGACAAAAUGGUUUUGGCAAAGAAACAUGGCCUGAUGGAACAAAGUAUGAAGGAAGCUAUGAUAAUGGAGUCAAAUAUGGAACAGGCCGAUUUUAAUGGACAGAUGGGUCUAUUUAUGAAGGGAGUAUAGUAAAUGAUUAAAUGGAAGGAUAUGGAACCUUUACAUGGGCUGAUAAGAGGAGAUAUAAUGGUAAUUGGAGGAAUAGUAUGAUGAAUGGUUAAGGGGAAUUAUUUUAUCCUGAUGGUAGAUAUUACAAAGGUUAAUUUCAAAAUGACCUUAGAAAUGGGGAUGGGACAUUCUUUUAUAGUGAUGGAACAAGCUAUUUUGGAGCAUGGUAAAAUGAUAAAUAACACGGGAAAGGAAUUAGAAAAUAGAAAGGUGGUUAGGAUGAAGAGUAAGAAUGGAAUAAUGGAACUAGAGUAAUUUGA